Exophiala oligosperma is the source of this 1005-nucleotide messenger RNA. RefSeq lists its product as uncharacterized. Lineage: Eukaryota; Fungi; Ascomycota; Eurotiomycetes; Chaetothyriales; Herpotrichiellaceae. The coding region runs from base 1 to 1005 and encodes 334 amino acids. The record is from RefSeq and is a predicted model, not a curated record. Gene Ontology annotation, cellular component: plasma membrane; cellular bud neck. The transcript is spliced from 2 exons.
AUGGCCUACUACCUACUCCCCCGUGACAUCGUCAAUGAUGUCAAAUCGGCGCCAGAGACAUUCAGCAGCUGGGAUAAAUGCAUGCAGAAGGCCUAUUGCAAAUGGCCUGCUAUAAUAGGAAUUAUCGUCGGCUCACUCAUUCUCCUCUCCCUUAUCUGGUGCUUCGCCCGUUGUCUUUGCUGUGGUGCCGAACUCUGCGCAUGUUGCUUUCGGUGCUGUCCUUGUGGUUCUGGUGGCCGACGGCGCGACAGGACCAAGUUUCAAGACGACUAUUCUCGCAUGCCUCCAACUCCUUAUGGAGGGUACCAACCUGCUCCUGCACCUGCACCUAUGGCAUAUGGUGCCAACCAUAUGACUCCACAAUUUGCUACCUUCGAUGAGCCGAGCAAGAGAAUCAACGAGGACAGUCUUCCUCCCAUGCCUAGCUGGGAUACUGCCGUCAAAAGGAGGGUCGAGGAUACUAGUGAACCUUUAAAUCCCAACAAGGAAGGUGAUUUGGAAAUGGGAAGACUUGAGCCGCAACACUCUCGCAUGAGAAGUGGUUACAAUGCUGUACCCAAUGGCCCAACAUCACCUGUACCACCACAAACGCAUGAAGAAUAUUUCGAUAAUACACAUUCGUAUCAGUCGGACCUAGGCGCUCAAAGGAUGAACUCGAACACCUAUAACAAUUUCCAAUCUGUGCCCUUGAGCCCGCCACCGACAUAUCGAUCACAUUCCGUUGCGCCAUCUAUGACAUCUGACAGGUUCAGACCUGGUGUGGUCAGCCCGAGCCCAGCAGAACACAACCAGCCUUACCACCAGCCAUAUUCCUCCCCUCAACCCUCGUAUAGUCCUAGUGGAGUGAACACCAGGUACGAACCACCAGCAGAUUACUCUUCCAGCAGAAUAAGCAUGCCGAGCAUGCCAGAGCCGCAAAAUACACAGUCGCAAUAUCAAGCGCGACCGCCAAGCUUUCUACAGGUCGGACGGAAACCUGUUCAUGGAAGUCUACGAGAGGUUUGA